Arvicanthis niloticus (Nile rat) is the source of this 2534-nucleotide messenger RNA. RefSeq names its product UBX domain protein 8 (gene Ubxn8). Gene Ontology annotation, molecular function: ubiquitin binding. NCBI's taxonomy places the organism in Eukaryota, Metazoa, Chordata, Mammalia, Rodentia, Muridae. Gene Ontology annotation, biological process: ERAD pathway. The record is from RefSeq and is a predicted model, not a curated record.
CACCUGCCUCUGCCUCCCUAGCGAACACAGUGCAAACUCCUAACCUUCCUCACACCUUAGUUAUUGUUUCCUCAGGAAAUACUUCUCCACACUGCAGAAUGUGGCUCUGUAGCCAUAUAUACACACAUUCCCAUCACGACACCAGACUCCACAGGGUCUCUGUACAGGACCUCUAUCCCAGAGCUGAGUUUGUUCAGGACAAAUCCAGUAACUUACACAUACUUGAAGUCAGGCAAGUUGUGGGACACAAUAAAUGGAACUUAAGCUGAAUUGAUGAGCGAUGGCUGAGAAUUUGCAAAGUUGGGAAUCUUGUCAGUGGGGAGGCCCUCCAUACCUGAACUCUAAGUUACCAGAACUGAGUCGUGGAGUGACGGUGAAGUCACUGUGAGGCCAAGGUUAAGUCAUAACUGUAACACGCGUAGGUAAACUGACGGAGAACAGUAAGCAGGUCUAGGGGAUCUUCGCGAGGGUGUGGGGCAGAACAGGCACUCGGUAGCAGGCCCCACUUUUAAGCUUCCCCCAGGACCUGUUAGGGAGAGAAGAUGCUUAGUAACUAGUUAGCUGGGAACCAAAAGUCCAGUUACCCCCCAAGUGCCGCAAGGCCACGGGGCCUCGCAGCGUCAACUGCCCCUUUUAAGUCAUUUCUGUCUUCUGGGCACCAUCUUUUAGACCUGCACAGUAGGACAAUCAGGUCAUCGCGACCAUCAUCGGAUCCACAGGACAGGGCCUCCCUGGUCUCCCCCCAGCCGAAGGAGACGACCCGCGCAGUCUAAGCAAGGACAAUGGGCUUAUCUCUUUCGGGCCCGCGCCCCAGCCUCAGGGCCUAACACCCUUCCUGCAUUCCUCGCAGCGCCGGCCUCCGCUCCAAGCUCGCGGAAGGCACGGCCGGAAGGGGCGGGCACCGCGCCCGGCGAGUCCUUCGCGCCAUGGCUUCUCGUGGCGUCGUUGGCCUUUUCUUGCUCUCUGCUCUCCCUCUCUUGUGUCUGGAGCUCCGGCGCGGGAUCCCGAGUCUCGGAAUUAAAGAUAUCAUUUUGCUGAGUGGCCGGAUAUUCCUACUGCUGGCCCUGCUUACGUUAGUCAUUUCCGUGACCACCUCCUGGUUUAACUCACUAAAAUCUUCCCAAGUCCAUCUGAAAGAAGGAGAAAAAGAGAAUGAGAAAAGACAAAGACUCGUGAGGGAAAGGCAACAAGAAGCCCAGGGUGAGAAGGCCAGCAGGUAUAUACAGCAUGUUUUAAAGCCACAGCAGGAAAUGAAGUUGAAAAAACUGGAAGAGCGGUUUUAUCAGAUGACAGGGGAGACCUGGAAGCUGACCCCCGGCCACAGACUCGAGGGGGAUGAAGAUUCGGAGUUUGAAAAUUCAAGUCAGGCAUCUUUUGAAACAAUUAACGGAGAGGCGGUAAGAAGACAGAACUUGCCUAGGUUUUCACCCGGAUUUUCACCAUCUGCUCAGCCACGCUCGAGGAAGGAGGUUCCUGAUUUACCUGAAGAACCAUCAGAAACAGCUGAAGGGGUAGUUACUGUUGCCCUUCGAUGCCCAAGUGGAUGUGUUUUGAGGAGAAGAUUUGUCAAGUCGUGGAAUUCACAGGUCUUAUUUGACUGGAUGAUGAAAAUUGGGUAUCACAAAUCCCUGUACAGCCUUUCCACUUCCUUUCCCAGAAGGCCUCUGGAAGUGGAGGGAGGCUUGUCACUGGAAGACAUAGGAAUAACUGUGGAUACUAUACUUAACGUGGAAGAGAAAGAGCAGAGCAGCCAGUAGAGCGGUCAGAAGCACCAGCUGCCCUUCAACAGGAUGGUGUUCACAUUAAAGCCACGCUGCACCUUGAGCUCCUCUUGUCCACAGGAGCACCCACACCCGCACCCACACCGUGGAUGAGGACUGCUUUGCAUGUGAUCGUCUGUGGCCUCUGUCAUCUUGUAUGUGAAAACGAGGUAUAAAGCACGUAUAGUAAGACAGACAUCAGAUGUUAGGCCUCAGCCAGGCAUCAUGGGGGACAUGCCUCAACUCCCAGAACUUCUGUGUUAAUUAGACCAUCUUCAAACCAAGCCCUAGCUUCUCUAAGAACUGAUCUCUGCUUGCGUCUACUUUACCAUAUAGUAUUUCACACUCAGUCAAAAUCUAAGGAGGAAUGUAGACUCUAUUGUAUUUCUACAAAUGUAAAGAACCUCCAGAGCCAACUGAUCCUAUAUAAUUUUGAUUUAGAUCUGGGGAUGAAGGUUUUGAUCCAUGAACUCUGGGGAACAUAUUGAUACUACAGUAAACAAGGCCACUGUUGUUAAGUGCAUUUGGAGCGUGAGCUGUCGUUUGUGUGUAAACUGAUGCCCUUCAAGCAUGUCUCAACCAGUGGGGGAUCCUAGGGCUCAAACAGCCCUUUCACAGGAUUGCAACUAAGACCAUCUGCAUGAGAGAGUUACAUUAUGAUUCAUAACAGUAGCAAAAUUAUUUAUAAAGUAGCAACAAAAUACUUUUAUGGUUGGGGUCACCACAAUGAGGAACUGUAUUAAAGGGCUGCAGAAUUACAGAGGUUGAGAACUU